Haliotis rufescens (red abalone) is the source of this 2291-nucleotide messenger RNA. Its product is annotated as arylsulfatase B-like. The transcript is spliced from 14 exons. The coding region runs from base 60 to 1502 and encodes 480 amino acids. The record is from RefSeq and is a predicted model, not a curated record. NCBI's taxonomy places the organism in Eukaryota, Metazoa, Mollusca, Gastropoda, Lepetellida, Haliotidae.
UUGUGAAAACGUUUCCAGACAUAUUGUAGUUGAGACGGGAUGCUGAAGGCGAAGUUACUAUGAUGUCGACAACAGUAGCAGCCCUACUCUUCGCCUUCAUCGGCGGUGUUCUCGCACAGCGACCCAAUAUUGUAUUCAUCGUCGCAGAUGAUCUAGGCUGGAAUGAUGUUGGCUUCCGGAACCGUGACAUGCUGACACCUAUUAUGGACAAAAUGGCGCGAGAUGGUGUGAUACUGGACAGGAACUAUGUACAGCCGCUGUGCAGUCCCUCCCGAAGUGCAUUUAUGUCUGCGGUUUUUCCCUUCAAAUCUGGUCUUCAGCAUCAAGUCAUUGGAGCUAAACAAUCAGUCUGCCUGCCCCUCAACUACACCAUCCUCCCACAGGAGCUGAAGAAACUCGGCUACGCCACACACAUGGUUGGCAAAUGGCACCUGGGUUUCUGUGAGUGGGGAUGCACACCAACAUACCGGGGCUUCGAUACUUUCUUCGGCUACUAUAAUUCAAAGGAGGACUAUUACUUGCAUAAUAUUUCCGGGUUUUUAGACUUCAGGAACAAUAAGGAAGCGGAAUGGGAUUACCAAGGGACAUAUUCAGCGUGGGUGUUCACAGAGAAGAUCGUUGACGUCAUCAACACCCAUGACAAGAGCCAACCACUGUUCCUGUAUCUGCCCUUCCAGAACGUUCACGCCCCGACAGAGGUCCCCAAGAUAUAUGAAGAUAGGUUCCCACAUGUUGUGAAUAAGGGAAGGCGUGUGUUCAGUGGUAUGGUGAAUGCCCUUGAUGAAGCUAUAGGGAACGUGACUGACGCCUUGAAGGAGAGAGGGCUGUAUGACAACACACUGUUCCUGCUCACAGCUGAUAACGGAGGGGAGAUAUUUAGUCACGGCAACAACUGGCCCCUGAGAGGAGGCAAGCACUCUCUGUGGGAGGGGGGUACGAGGGUGACGGCGUUCAUGUCGGGGGCGGGACUCCAGAAGACGGGCUACACGUAUGAUGGAAUGAUCCACGCUGUAGACUGGCUACCGACUUUGGUUUCCGCCGCCGGAGGAACGCCGGUGACCGACAGAGACGGGAUAGAUCAGUGGGACUCUAUCAGGAAUGGCCUCCCGUCCAAGAGAACAGAGUUCAUCUACAAUCUUGACUACCUUGUUAUACCGAAAGAAGGCCAAGCUGGCAUCAGGAUGGGCAAUUACAAACUGCUGCUUGGUUACCCUGGACAACAAGAUGGCUGGCACCGUCCCAUGAACAACACUGAAGAUGAUAUAUACGAAGAAAUAAUUUAUGACCUUGACCCUGAUAAAGCACAGUUAUUUGAUGUAAUAGCGGACCCCACAGAGCGACAUGACCUGUCCUCCCAACUACCAGACGUUGUUGCAAAGCUGAAGUCUCGCCUUCUGGAGUACCGAAAGCAGAUGGUACCCCCCAACUUCCCCGACCCCGAUCCACAGUCCAACCCCAUGAAGUAUGGCAACGCUUGGACGCCUGGCUGGUGCAAACUCUAAGAAUGUGUCUCUUCAUAAUUCUUCAUGUCGCGUAACGAGCUUGAACAAGACGUACAAGCUUUCAUCAUCGAAACAUGUUUGCAGUCUGAAUAUACAUACAGUAAACUACGGUUAUAACGAACUCACAGGGACCACUAAUUUUAGUUCGUUAUAACCGUAGUUCGUUAUAAGCAUAUACAGAAUAUGUACAGCAAAUGGUCAGGACAAACAAAUAAGUUCGUCAUAUCCGUCAGUAAGCAUGUUCGUUAUAAACGUAGUUUUCUGUACACGCAUGUUUGCUUGAUCAUAAAUCAGUGCGGGUUGCUUUAAAUGUUCAAUGUACUAACGGAGUACCGUUAUAUGCGACUGUAGCAAUACAUAACCGCAGCGAUUUCAAUUAUCGUCUGUGGAUCUAUAAUUUAGUUACUGGCUAAAAUUGAGUGUGAAAAAAACGAACUGAAUAGAAUUGUAAUAGCGGUAGUCUUUUCAUUAUUCUCUGGCGUCUCACACAGACACACAGACACAGACACAGACACACACACACACACACACACACACACACACACACACACACACACACACACACACAAAUAAAAUAUAACCAGAGUUGUCUCCCUUGGUAAACAAGCCAGUGCAACGAACGCUGAUAUUCUAAAGGACAUCUCUUUCCAAUAGCAAUGCGAAGGGUGGGUAUUCCAGAAAACCAAUGAUCCCAAACAAAACAGAGCGAAGCAUUCUCGGGAAUGGUUUAAGGAGCAUGAUGUUACACUCCUGGAAUGGCCCAGCUAAAGUCCGGGCCUGAACCCGACU